Magallana angulata is the source of this 948-nucleotide messenger RNA. RefSeq lists its product as uncharacterized. Bases 1 to 948 code for a protein of 315 amino acids. The transcript has a single exon. Lineage: Eukaryota; Metazoa; Mollusca; Bivalvia; Ostreida; Ostreidae. The record is from RefSeq and is a predicted model, not a curated record.
AUGAGGGUCCAUGUGUUCGGAAAUAAACCAUCGCCCUCCGUAGCCACGUACGGUCUACACAGAACUGCAUUAGACGCUAAGGAUUCCUUUGGACCAGAUGUCACAGACUUUGUUCUGAAACACUUCUACGUAGACGACGGUUUGAUAUCUGUACCCACCGAGAAACAAGCAGUAGACCUGAUGAAACGAACUCAACAUGCUUUAGCUGUUCAUGGUAAUUUACGUCUGCAUAAGAUUGCUUCAAACAGCAAGGAUGUCGUACGAGAAUUUGAUCCAGACGAUCUGUCGAAGGAGCUAAAGAGCCUAGAACUAUCAGCUGACUUACCUGUACAAAGGAGCUUAGGACUCUACUGGAACAUGAACAUUGAUACAUUUACCUUCCAGAUCUCCAGCGAGGAGAAACCCUUGACUCGUCGUGGAGUAUUAUCUGUGAUAAACAGUAUCUACGAUCCCUUAGGAUUUGCCGCACCGGUGACGAUAGAAGGGAAGCUGAUACUGCGCCAGCUGACAGUCGGAAGCACUGGAUGGGACGAGCCACUCAUCGAUAUCGAAGGACAGAAAUGGCAGACAUGGAAAAGGAUGCUUUCCGAUCUCCAAGAUGUAUCCAUACCCCGUCAGUAUGUUCCAUGUUCUCUGCAAGGGAAUAUUCGUAUCAAGCUACAUGUGUUUUGUGACACAUCUGAGAAAGCAAUUGCUGCGGUUGCCUACAUUCAUGUGAUUUAUGAUGAAAACAAACACUAUGUAGGAUUUGUUAUUGGGAAGACCAAAGUUGCGCCCCCUCAUGGGCAUACGAUACCAAGACUCGAAUUGUGCUCUGCUCUUCUUGCAGUUGAAAUCUUCCAAUUGGCCAAUGAACAUUUGAACAUCGAGUUUGACUCUGUGAGAUUCUACUCCGAUAGUAGAGUAGUUCUGGGGUAUAUUACCAACCAGACAAGGCAUAGCAGCUAA